GCAGCCCCGGGGCCCCGGCUGCUGUCAGCAGAGAGCCAGGGCCGGGCGCGCGGGAUGCAGCUCCCAGUCUCGGCCAGUUCAACCCAGUAUGGAGCUAACUGGCCUUCUUCCGGUGCUGGCCUGGCUACAAAUCCUCCCCUGGCUGGUGUCAUCUGAGGGGACCGAGGAACCCGGUUCAUUACCUGACCCCCUGCCGCCCCCCAUACUCUCUCUGGGCUCCCAGGACCCUGUGUAUUACCAGGGGGAGCGUGUUAACUUCACCUGCUCAGCUCCCAGUGGCGAGGCAGUGACGAGAUACAGAUUCUACAGGAGAAGAGGGGACCAGACCCUGGAGGAGCUCCAAUCUCCCCCCGGAGCAUCCCGGCUGGAGCUCAGGGCCGAGACGGGGAACCAGGGACCCUACACCUGCCAGUACUGGAGAAAGGAGUCUGGGCAGGAACUCCCAUCCACGGAGAGUAACAAGGUCUAUAUAACCGUGCAGGCCCCCCUGGCAGCCCCCACACUCUCCCUGCACCCCCUACACCCGUUCUAUCUCCCAGGGGAGCGUGUGACCCUCAGCUGCUUGGCUCCAGGGGGCAAGAAGCUGCAGGGAUACAGGUUCUACGGGGAACAGGAGAGGUUGAUCCAUGAGGAGGUCCCCGCUCCAGAUGGGGGUGCCAGGCUGGAGAUCGUCGUGGCCAAGAUGGGGACAGCCGGGCUGUAUACCUGUGUGUACUGGACCCUGCGAUCAGGAAGACAUAUCCUGUCAGAGGCAAGCCGCCCAGUGUCCCUGUCAGUGCAAGCCCCCCCAUCGGCUCCCACGCUCUCGCUGGACCCCCCGAACACCGUGUAUCUCCCAGGGGAACGGGUCAACCUCAGCUGCUCGGCUCCCGGGGCCCAGGAAGUGACAGGCUACAGAUUCUACAAGCGACGGUCGGAGCAGGGCUCCGAGGAGCUGCCAUCGUCCUGGGGGGAACCCUGGCUGGAGAUCCUGGCUGCGGUGGGGGAAGAAGGAUUGUACACCUGCCGGUACUGGAGCAGGGGGCCUGGACGAGAGCUCCCCUCGGGGCUCAGUCAGCUCAUCGCCAUACAUGUGAUGGAUCCCCCCAGGAGGCCCUCAGUGUCCCUGUCGCCGAACUAUCCAGCCUAUGUGGCCGGAGAACGGGUGGACAUUAACUGCUUGGCUCCCCCCGGUGCCUCCCCGGUGCAGUACGGGCUCUACAAGACUGGGGAGCUGCUAGGAUCCCUGCUGGGAAACGCUGGGACUUGGCUGAUGGAUCUUCAAGCCAACGGCAUCAGAAACGCCACCCACUCCUUCUCCUGCACCUACAUGGAACUGAUCCAGGGAAGGGCAGUGCCCUCCUAUGCCAGCGACCCCAUCUCCGUCUCCGUGUUCCCAGCGCUGGCUGCCCCGUCCCUGCAGCUCAUCCCACCCCUCCCACUCUACGUGACAGGGGAGACGGUGUCGGCUGAGUGCAUCAUUCCCAAUGGGCCCUACGUCCCCUGGGCCCACUGGGUGCUGCGAGUCGGGGAACCCCUUCCAGAACCGCCAGAGCCCCAGCUCCCCCUGAACGUCACCCCCAGUGACAGCGGGACCUACCAGUGUGGGUACAGCACAGAGCUCCGCGGGCGCCACCUCCACUCACCCCCCAGUGACCCGGUGCCACUGAGCGUGACUGAUCCCCCUCCCCAGCCAAAGCUGAGCGUGGAUCCCCUGUCCGGAGUGGUGAGCGAAGGGCUCCCCCUGCUCAUCACCUGCAUGGCCCCCGAGAACACCAGCGAGAGGAGGUUUCAAUUCUACAAGGAUGGAGCUGAGAUCGGCCCUGGGGACAAAGGGUCUGAGAUCAGCACCACAGAGCCCAGCACUGGCUCCAUGAACUUCUCUGUGCUCAGCAUCCCACGGGCCGGUCCCAGAAACACCGGGGAAUUCAGCUGUGGGUUUGAGGUGAACAUGGGCGGGAGGUGGAUCCCAUCCCCCAGGAGCCAGGCUGUGAAUGUCACCAUGACAGCCUGGUCUCUGCCCAUCCCCGUGGUGGCUGGGAGCGGUGGGGCUGCCACGGCUCUGGCUCUGCUGCUGUUGCUUGUCUGCCUCUGCAGGAAGAAGAAGGCAGCUACCCACCGGCUCUCCACGUCCUACUGGAAGACCCAGGAGCUGCGCCGGUCGCGGAUAAUGAGACAGUCGACCGACAUCUCCGGGGUCAAUAUAUGUCUCCGGCAGACGACCGAGGGGGGCUGGCCCCAGGACUGGGGGCUGCUCCCCAAGCUCCCCGCGGAGGGGCCCAGGCCGGGGCGAGCAGCCGGGGGGGCAGCGCCCCUUAAAGACCAGAAGGAGGAAGAUGACGCAGACUCCGGGGCUGAGUUUGAAUUCCCAGACAUCAAUCCAACGUAUACGCAACUCACGUUCUCCUGCUCCACCUUCCGCCAGGGCCAGGGGCUCUCGGCCUCCCUGGAGCACAUGUGCAGCACCCCUGACCUGUGACCAUGGCACCCCACAGCCCCGACCCCUGCCACUGGGGAUCGCUCUCCAGCAACCUUCCUUCUGCACCCCCACAGGCCGCAAGGGGCCGAGGGGUUACAGCGGCUGGGGGCCAGGACUCCUGGGUUCUAUCCCCAGCUCUGCAAGGGGAGUGGGGUCUAGUGAUU
Molecule: messenger RNA, 2622 nt
Organism: Dermochelys coriacea (leatherback sea turtle)
Lineage: Eukaryota; Metazoa; Chordata; Testudines; Dermochelyidae
Product: Fc receptor-like protein 5
Exons: 13
Coding region: 89-2458 (789 amino acids)
Biological process (GO): cell surface receptor signaling pathway
Molecular function (GO): transmembrane signaling receptor activity
Source: RefSeq, a predicted model, not a curated record